GCCGGGGUCAUUUCAGAGGAGAUUGGCCAAACAUUAAAGGAGAAAGACCAGGUCUCCCAACUCACCCUCCUCCUUGAUUCUGCUAAGUUAGAGAUCAAUGACCGGGCAGAAAGGGAGAGGAGACUUGAGGAAGAGUUGAAGGAAGAAAGGGCCCGGUUUGCUCUUUUGGAGGAGGAAAAGCAGAGAAAGAUCGCCGAGCUCGAGGAUGGCUGGGCCAGGCUGAAGAAUCUGCCCGGGCUAAGGAGGAGGCCUUUCCUUCUGAAGCUGCUGACUGGGCUGCGCGCAAUCACACAGAGAUCUUGUAGCCUUGAGAACGUUCAGAUCACUUUGUGCCUGACUAGUCUUCUGGACCAGUUUGUGUCUAGGUUGAAGCGCAUCAAACGUCCAGGUCGGUUUCUUCCUCGCCUGUUUUCUGACCCAGUCAACUUCCAGGUUCUAAUGGCUUGGUUGCAAUAUGUAACCAGCAUGACGUCAAAUAUCCUGUCCAG
Messenger RNA from Cuscuta campestris, 488 nucleotides. The record is from the annotation of a GenBank genome assembly. NCBI's taxonomy places the organism in Eukaryota, Viridiplantae, Streptophyta, Magnoliopsida, Solanales, Convolvulaceae.